Messenger RNA from Pundamilia nyererei, 440 nucleotides. Its product is annotated as EH domain-containing protein 1-like. The annotation marks the transcript as partial. The record is from RefSeq and is a predicted model, not a curated record. NCBI's taxonomy places the organism in Eukaryota, Metazoa, Chordata, Actinopteri, Cichliformes, Cichlidae. The transcript is spliced from 3 exons.
GGAAACGCCACCCUUCACCUGUAUCCACACUUCAAACCUCUGCAGGAGUUUAAAGGUGUCUCAGAGUACUUGAGCACAGAGAUCUGCACGUCUCGACAGAAACGGUUCAGCUUGGUGACGUUUGUUGAUUCGCCAGGCUUGGUGGACGGCGAUAUGAAGUAUCCGUUUGACGUGGACGAGGUCAUCCUGUGGCUGGGUGAUCUUUGUGACCUAAUUCUGGUCUUCUUUGACCCCAUGGGUCAGGCUCUGUGCAAGCGCACCCUCAACAUUGUGGAGAGCCUGAAUGAAAAGCAUGGAGACCGGCUGCGGUUUUACCUGAGCAAGGCUGACGAGGCCGGAGGAGAGUCGGACAGACAGGUAUGUAUACUAGCAGCAGCUUCUGUAGGAGAGUCAACGCUUUGAACAAACAAAGUUACAUCAUUCUCUUUGUAUUAGAUAAU